Messenger RNA from Fusarium keratoplasticum, 375 nucleotides. RefSeq lists its product as uncharacterized. The transcript has 4 exons. The coding region runs from base 1 to 375 and encodes 124 amino acids. The record is from RefSeq and is a predicted model, not a curated record. NCBI's taxonomy places the organism in Eukaryota, Fungi, Ascomycota, Sordariomycetes, Hypocreales, Nectriaceae.
AUGUCUGCCCCUACUUCCACUCCCCCUCCUGCCUCUGACUCCCCCAUUGCCCAGCCUCCUUCUCCUGCUCCUGCUCCUGCUGCUCCUGCUCCUGCUCCCGCUGCGCCCACCCUCGCUAAGCCCGCCUACGCUUCCGACUCUGACUCCGACGGUCAGGCUCGUGGCGGCCGCCGCGGCCAGAAGCAGCAGUUCGUUGUUCCUCUGCCCACCUCCACCGGCCUCUCUCAGCCCGCUGGCCAGCUCCUCAAGGGUGCUACCGACGAUGCCGGUGCCCAGAAGUCCGCUGCCCUCCUCGUCGGCAUCAAGCUCGACCUUGAGGCUGAGGUCCACCUGACUGCCCGCGUCAAGGGUGACAUCGUCGUCGGCCUCUACUAG